UUACUUAUAUUUCUUACAUAGCUAUAACCACCAUCCUCAUUAACACAAUAAAGUACAACCAAGAUGAAAAAUAAUUACAAAUUAUCUUGGAGAAUGCCAAAAUUUCUCAGCACAUAUUUGCAGAUUCCUUGAGAUCUAUGACCCAGUUUGUUAAACAGUUCACUUAACCACUUUAUGUUUUAGUAUUCAAAUAAAAACAUUGCUAAUAAUGAUAUCUCCUCUUGAGUACUAAUUAAUAAAGAAAAACUACAAAUGUUUUUCAAUAAAGUUGAGGUACAUGUUACUUUUAUAAUUUCCUUUAGGAGUUGUGGGUGGGUUGAGUACCAAUGCAGCUUCAUCACAAUUUAAGUUAUUAGUUUUGAGUUUGUCUUUCCUGUGAUUUCAGGAUCUUUACUCAUUUAUUGUCUUCAUUUUAGUAUAAAUUUUGCUUUUGAAAAACAUUCAAAUUUUAAUUGACGUGAGAAAUUGAAAUAAAAUAAAUGGCAGGGAUAGAAGUUGGGGAUCGUUAGGGUUCUUUCCAGAUUGUAUUACUCUAAUGCAGGUGUCAGCACACUUUUUCUGUAAAGGGCCAGAUAGUAAAUAUUUAGGCCUUAGGAACCUGGCUCAACUCUGCUUUUUUAGUGCAAAAGCAACCAUUGACAAUACAUAAAUGAAUGAGCAUUGCUAUUUUCCAAGAAAACUUUUUUUUUUUUUUAAAUACAAAAACAGGCAGCAGGUCUUAGUUUGCUGACUCCUGUGCUACGCAUAUUUUGGAUGACACUGCCUAUGUGAACAAGGGCUCACUUAUUUAUUUUUUUAAGUGGAGAUCUUAAUGGCCCUCUAUUGGUGGCUUUUCCCACCACUGUACAAUUUACACGUCCUGAAAAGCCUGUUAAUAUACCAGUUAUAAUAUUGCUGCUUUCUUAUUUUCCAAUAUCUAAGCUCUUUGACCUGUGGACUCUGCCCAACCUGUUCCUGAGCCAAGGUAUUUAAUAAUCCUAUUCUUGGAUGGGAAUUAAUCUGUCUUUUUAGUCCAGUAAUCAGGUGCCUAUAUUGAGUCCAUAAGUGCCAACAAGCUGUAAUUUUCCCCUACCAUUGCCACUCUGUUUGCUCAGAUUGAAGAUUGAUAAUAUGUCUAAUACUAGCAAACUUUUUUUUCCUGGGUUCUGGUGGGACUAUAGCUUCUUACACCCAAGCAGGGAGUCUUUAUGCUCUUGCGCUUUCAUAUAUAGGGUGAAUCUCAAGGAAACACACUAUUCCCACCAGCUGUCUUUUUUUUUUCCUUUUUUUUUUUUUUUUUGAGAUGGAGUCUUGCUCUGUCGCCCAGGCUGGAGUGCAGUGGCGCGAUCUCAGCUCACUGCAAGCUCCGCCUCCCAGGUUCACGCCAUUCUCCCGCCUCAGCCUCCCUAGUAGCUGGGACCACAGGUGCUCACCACCACGCCCAGCUAAUUUUUUGUAUUUUUAGUAGAGACGGGGUUUCUCCGUGUUAGCCAGGAUGGUCUUGAUCUGCUGACCUCGUGGUUCCCCCGCCUUGGCCUCCCAAAGUGCUGGGACCACAGGCGUGAGCCACCGCGCCCGGCCCCCACUAGUUGUCUUUAAGUACCGCCACUACACGAAGAUUCUUUCCAUAGUGUGCCUUCUACCAGAUGAGAUUAUCUAGAAACUGGUAGUAGCCUGGAUCAAAGCUAUAUUCUUCUUCAUAACCGCUUGGAUACUCUAAUAUGGCUGCUAGAUACCUUUCUUUGAGGCAAACUGAUUCUCCCAGCCCCAACCCUGCCUAUUCCCAGCUAUUAAUUAUUUUGCCUAGGGCCCAUCAAUCCUUACACCUGAAAUCAAUCUUCUCUUACUCAAGUGACAAACAAAUUAAAGGAGCAAUAACUUUAAGAUAACUUCCUGAAAAAUAAUUGGAGGCUUUAUAUUGGCUUAUUUUCUUCCCCUUCAUUGUUUCUUACUUUUUUCUUCCUUACCUUUCUUCUUUCCUUCUUUUAUUUCUUUAGUAAUUGAUGUAUGAAAAACAGAAUAAUUACAAUCUUGACCGUUCUUUCUUAUAUAUAGCCCACUACUUUUAUGUUAAUGUAUUUCUGAUAACAUACCUGAGAGCUGAAAUUAUGUAUUACAGUCACUUCCUAAAAUUAUGGUUCCUGCUUGUGUCCUACUUCUUUCAGGCCCCAUACACCAGUAGUCAGGGGAGAUUCUUCCCUGCUUUGGAGUCUGAUAGAGAUGGAGUUGUACAGCCAGCAUCCGGAGAUAAUAAAUUUAGAAUUACCACUUUCUAAAAGGAAGAUUAGGGAUUUGAUAGCUGCUGACUUUAUCCACAGUCUUAAAUAUGUAAGCCCAACCUGCUUGGGUAGUACUCAGGGAAAGGCAAACCAUUUCUGCUUUCCUCUGGACCAUGCAUCAAGAGGGACCUAGCAGAUCUUUUUUCAGUCUUUGUGAUGAGCCUCUCCUGUCUUCAAAUGGCCUGGUAUUUUCCAGCGUUGUUAGGGUAGGAGGGGGAGGAACGUUUUGUGAGAACAGCUUUAAGAUUGGAGGAGGCUGGACCAGUACACCUGUGUGACCCAUAGGUGCAGUUAGGAGAGCAAACCCAUGAGUUUGUGAGAUGCUUCUGUGUUCUCCUAGCUUGUGAGCAUGCUCUGUCGUGUGGUGGAAACCAGACUAUUUCCUUUAACAGUAACAGCUCAGAGGCAGUAUUAUGAGCAUUUGAAAUCAUUAUUCAACAAAAUAUGUCAAAAAAAUCAAACUCAGAAAAGGAAAUUAAUAUAGGAUAUCAUAGUUUAAUGAAAGAUCACAUGAGUUGCUUCAAAGUUGAAUGUGUUGAAGUUAAUGACUGCCUAUCAGGUAAACCAUAGAUGACAUGGAAAGUAGGGAAUAGGAACAUCACAAAAUAAAAUGCUGAAGUUUGAUAUUCUGUGAAUUAUAGACUUUUCAGUAGAAAACACUAAACUCUGAGCCUUAUGUGAACUUUCUUAAAGGUAGGAAGAUUAUUUAUGUUCAUUGCCUGGAAUAUAUACAAAACAAAGCUAAAAAGAUGAACUCAGCAUUUAAUUGAUGUGUAGUUAAUAAGACAUAUCUGUAAUUUGUAUGUUCCAAAAUUAAGCUUAUGCUAUUGUUAAGGUUUCGGGUUGAGGAGGAGACAAGGGACAUUUCUAGCAUUAUUUUCACUGGGUAGAUUUAUAAGCAUUAAUUUUAAAUGCCAUUGUUGGGCCAGGCACGGUGGCUUCCACCUGUAAUCCCAGCAGUUAAGGAGGCAAAGGCAGGAGGAUCAAGACAAGCCUGGGCAAUAUUAUAGUGAGACUUCAUGUCUCCAAAAAUUUUUUUUAAAAAAUGAGCCGAGCAUGGUGUCGUGUGCCUGUCAUCACAGCUACUUGGGAGGCUGAGGUGGGAGGAUCCCUUGAGCCCAGGAGGUGGAGGUUGUAGUGAGCCGAGAUCACACCACUACACUCCAAAUCCAGCCUGGGAGACAAAGCAAGACCCUGUCUCAGUCAGUCAAUCAGUCAAUCAAUAAUAAAUGUAUACCACUGUUUUACUAGGUAAAUAUUUUAUAUUUGUCUCCUGAUGAAGCCUCAUUUUUUCUUACUUCCUCACUAUAGUAUUUAGUGUUUUCUUCAGCAAUACUAAACUGUAUUUAGAUCUACCGCAUAUACAAUUUUUUUUUCUUUUUUCUUUUUUUUUUUUGUUGAAACAGAGUCUUGCUGUGUCACCCAGGCUGGAGUGCAAUGGCAUAAUCUCAGCUCACUGCAACCUCUACCUCCCAGUUUUUCCUGUCUCAGCCUCCCGAAUAGCUGGGAUUAUAGGUGCAUGCCACCAUGCCCGGCUAAUUUUUUGUAUUUUAACAGAGAUGGGUUUUCACCGUGUUGCCUAGCCUGAUCUUGAACUCCUGAGCUCAGGCAAUCCACCUGCCUUGGCCUCCCAAAGUGCUGGGAUUACAGGCAAGAGCCACUGUGCCCAGCUACCAUGUUUUUUUUCACCUCAACACCUUUGCUCAAGCUCUUUCUUCAAUGCAGAAUGUACUUCGUUUACCUGCGUUUGUCUCAUUCUAACUUAAGAUUUGGCCUAGACAUCCUGUCAGAAAGACUUCUUUUCUCAUUCUUCAGUGCACCCAUUCAAUUUUGUACUCUCUGUCAUUAUAUUAGAAUUUUGAGAGAACACCUGGAAAGCAGAAGUGAUGUUCCCAGUACCUACCACAGAGCAUGGCACACAGAGGUAUUCAAUGUACAUUGAAGAUGUCAGUUUCUACAUGUGGGAAGUAGACAUUGAAGGCUUUAUGGUUUACAGACAAGAUCUUUAGAAGUUAAGCACUAAAGGACCAAGGAAAUAAAUACCAGAAAUCAAGAAGAGCACAGACCAUUUUCCUUCAUCAAUCCAUAGAACCCUAAUGCUUCUUUAGUUCCAUCAAACACAGAGGAAUGACCACCAUGGCAGAUGGCAACAGAGGAUAUCAACAAUUUUUUGGAGAGAGAAGAGGUACUCCCUUAUAGGGACUCGUAAAGACAUAGAGCAUCUGGAAAUCAACUGCCUCCAUUACGCUGCUGAGUCACACACAACGCUUGUUAUGUUUUCAUCACUUCUCUCCAGAAGGCUACAUUAUUGGAAUUUUGAAGUCAUGAAAACAUCAGAUGAACCAACCUGCAACACCUUGGAUUCAGAUUGGAAGAUAAAGAGAAAGUUUAAAGAAUGUGGCCUAUAAAGGCGGGUACCUGGAAAUAUUAACCGACUCACACUGUUAAAAUGAGACCAGUUUCUAAACAAUAGAGAUUGUCUUAGUACAACAUCAAGGUUCAAGACAAAUGUUGAACUAAAAACUUUACACUCCCCACCCCCACUUCAGACAGGUACCAGCAUUGGUGAAUUAUGAUUUUCCUUAGUCAGAAGCACUCAUUUUUACCCAUGUAGACCAUCCUUAGGAAUUAAAUAUUGGUUAUUUAAUGUAGAUUAUAAUGGGAAGCUGAUUUUUUUCACAAUGGCAGAUUUCAAGGACUUGGUUCCAAACUGAGCUGAAGCUUCCCAAUGCGUUUUGUACAGUCUGGGAAAAACUGUGCUGCACUGGCCCACUUUUGAAGGCCAUCAUGCUCUGUAAUAUAAGGAUAUCAUCUUAUUGCUGAUAUCUUUGGAAAGUCCCUAGCAGACACAGAAAAUGAAUGGAGGCAAAGAGUGUGACGGAGGGGACAAGGAAGGAGGUCUUCCAGCUAUACAAGUUCCUGUGGGUUGGCAGCGUCGUGUGGAUCAAAAUGGAGUGCUUUAUGUCAGUCCCAGUGGGUCUUUGUUAUCUUGCUUGGAGCAGGUUAAAACAUACCUGCUUACUGAUGGAACAUGCAAGUGUGGCUUGGAAUGUCCUCUUAUUCUUCCCAAGGUGUUUAAUUUUGAUCCUGGAGCUGCUGUGAAACAGAGAACCGCAGAAGAUGUUAAGGCAGAUGAAGAUGUCACAAAGCUAUGCAUACAUAAAAGAAAAAUUAUUGCAGUGGCCACACUUCAUAAAAGCAUGGAAGCCCCACAUCCUUCUCUGGUGCUCACCAGUCCCGGAGGAGGAACAAAUGCAACUCCAGUAGUACCUUCUCGGGCAGCAACUCCAAGAUCAGUAAGAAAUAAGUCUCAUGAAGGAAUUACAAAUUCUGUAAUGCCUGAAUGUAAGAAUCCUUUCAAGUUAAUGAUUGGAUCAUCAAAUGCCAUGGGAAGGCUAUAUGUACAAGAACUGCCUGGAAGCCAACAACAAGAACUCCACCCUGUCUACCCCCGACAGAGAUUGGGCAGCAGUGAACAUGGACAGAAAUCUCCAUUCCGUGGCAGCCAUGGAGGCCUGCCCAGCCCAGCGUCAUCCGGUUCCCAGAUAUAUGGAGAUGGUUCAAUCUCUCCAAGGACUGACCCACUUGGAAGUCCUGAUGUUUUCACAAGAAAUAAUCCUGGUUUUCAUGGAGCUCCCAAUUCUAGUCCUAUUCACCUGAAUAGGACUCCUCUUUCUCCACCUUCAGUAAUGCUACAUGGUUCUCCUGUACAGUCAUCCUGUGCAAUGGCUGGAAGGACUAAUAUACCUCUUUCCCCAACCUUGACUACAAAGAGUCCAGUAAUGAAAAAACCAAUGUGUAAUUUUUCAACUAAUAUGGAAAUACCACGAGCAAUGUUCCACCACAAACCACCCCAAGGCCCACCUCCCCCUCCUCCACCUUCUUGUGCUCUUCAGAAAAAGCCAUUAACAUCUGAGAAAGAUCCACUUGGCAUUCUUGACCCUAUUCCUAGUAAACCAGUGAAUCAGAACCCUGUUAUCAUUAAUCCAACCAGUUUCCAUUCAAAUGUCCACUCUCAGGUACCUAUGAUGAAUGUAAGCAUGCCUCCUGCUGUUGUUCCUUUGCCAAGUAAUCUCCCAUUGCCAACUGUAAAACCUGGUCACAUGAAUCAUGGGAGUCAUGUACAAAGAGUUCAGCAUUCAGCUUCAACCUCCCUGUCCCCUUCUCCAGUGACAUCCCCAGUGCACAUGAUGGGGACUGGAAUUGGAAGGAUUGAGGCAUCGCCCCAAAGAUCACGCUCAUCUUCCACAUCAUCAGAUCAUGGAAAUUUCAUGAUGCCACCUGUAGGACCCCAGGCCACUUGUAGUGGUAUUAAGGUUCCACCCAGGUCACCAAGGUCAACAAUAGGGUCCCCAAGGCCAUCAAUGCCAUCAAGCCCUUCUACCAAGUCCGAUGGACAUCAUCAGUACAAGGAUAUCCCUAACCCAUUAAUUGCUGGAAUAAGUAAUGUACUAAAUACCCCAAGCAGUGCAGCUUUUCCUACUGCAUCUGCCGGAAGUGGUUCUGUAAAGAGUCAGCCUGGUUUGCUGGGAAUGCCUUUAAAUCAGAUCUUGAACCAGCACAAUGCUGCCUCCUUUCCAGCAAGUAGUUUACUCUCAGCAGCAGCCAAAGCACAGCUAGCAAAUCAAAACAAACUUGCUGGUAACAACAGUAGCAGCAGUAGCAGUUCUGGAGCUGUUGCCGGCAGUGGCAACACUGAAGGACAUAGCACUUUAAACACCAUGUUCCCUCCUACUGCCAACAUGCUUCUCCCAACAGGUGAAGGGCAAAGUGGUCGAGCAGCACUAAGAGAUAAGCUGAUGUCUCAGCAAAAAGACUCAUUGCGGAAAAGAAAACAACCACCUACGACAGUGUUGAGUUUGCUCAGACAGUCUCAAAUGGAUAGUUCUGCAGUUCCUAAACCUGGACCUGACUUGCUAAGGAAGCAGGGUCAGGGUUCAUUUCCCAUCAGUUCAAUGUCUCAGUUACUACAGUCUAUGAGUUGUCAAAGCUCUCACUUGAGUAGCAAUAGUACCCCGGGUUGUGGGGCCUCAAAUACUGCUUUGCCUUGCUCUGCUAACCAGCUGCAUUUUACAGAUCCCAGUAUGAACUCUAGUGUUCUUCAGAAUUCACUGACACAGAACAUACCUUUAAGAGGGGAAGCCGUGCACUGCCACAAUGCAAACACUAACUUUGUUCACAGUAACAGUCCAGUCCCCAACCACCAUCUUGCAGGUUUAAUAAAUCAGAUUCAGGCUAGCGGGAACUGUGGGAUGCUCAGUCAGUCGGGCAUGGCUUUAGGAAAUUCCUUACAUCCCAAUCCACCUCAGUCAAGAAUUUCAACGUCCUCCACUCCAGUGAUACCAAACAGCAUUGUUAGCAGCUAUAAUCAAACAAGUUCUGAAGCAGGCGGUUCAGGACCAUCAUCCUCCAUAGCCAUAGCAGGCACCAACCACCCUGCCAUCACAAAGACAACGUCUGUUCUUCAAGAUGGCGUCAUAGUCACCACCGCAGCUGGAAACCCACUGCAGAGUCAGCUACCCAUUGGGAGUGAUUUUCCUUUUGUUGGCCAGGAGCACGCACUUCAUUUUCCAUCCAACAGCACUUCAAACAACCAUCUUCCACACCCCUUGAACCCCAGCCUCCUCAGUUCUCUACCUAUCUCUUUGCCAGUGAAUCAACAGCAUCUCCUAAACCAGAAUCUAUUAAAUAUCCUCCAGCCUUCAGCAGGAGAAGGCAAGUCUGAGAUCAACCUCCACCCUUUAGGUUUUCUCAACCCAAAUGUAAACGCUGCUUUAGCUUUUCUCUCCAGUGACAUGGAUGGGCAGGUAUUGCAGCCUGUUCACUUUCAGCUCUUAGCAGCCUUGCUUCAGAACCAAGCCCAAGCAGCUGCCAUGCUUCCCCUGCCAUCUUUCAAUCUGACCAUCUCAGAUCUUUUGCAACAGCAAAAUACCCCUUUACCCUCAUUAACACAGAUGACAGCCCCACCAGACCAUUUGCCAAGCAAUCAGUCAGACAACAGCCGAGCUGAGACACUUUUAACCAGCCCACUGGGGAACCCUUUACCAAGCUUUGCAGGCAGUGACACUACUUUUAACCCCCUGCUCCUCCCAGCUGUCAAUGGGGCCUCAGGAUUAAUGACCUUGAAUCCCCAGCUGUUGGGAGGUGUCCUGAACUCGGCAUCGGCCAACACCGCUAAUCAUCCAGAGGUUUCCAUAGCAACCUCCUCCCAGGCAACCACUACCACAACCACUACAUCAUCAGCAGUGGCAGCACUGACUGUCUCAACACUUGGUGGGACAGCAGUGGUGUCAAUGGCAGAAACAUUGCUGAAUAUAUCUAAUAAUGCUGGGAAUACACCUGGUCCAGCUAAACUCAACAGUAACUCUGUGGUGCCACAGCUACUUAACCCUCUACUGGGGACAGGUCUACUUGGUGAUAUGUCAUCAAUAAACAAUACUUUGAAUAACCAUCAACUGACUCAUCUACAGUCGCUGUUAAACAACAAUCAGAUGUUUCCUCCAAAUCAGCAACAGCAGCAACUUCUCCAGGGGUACCAGAAUCUCCAGGCGUUCCAAGGACAGUCCACAAUUCCUUGCCCAGCUAACAAUAACCCCAUGGCUUGUCUGUUUCAGAACUUUCAGGUGAGAAUGCAGGAAGAUGCAGCUCUCCUAAACAAAAGAAUAAGCACUCAGCCUGGGCUCACAGCACUUCCUGAGAAUCCAAACACUACACUUGCACCUUUUCAAGAUACACCUUGUGAGUUGCAACCGAGGAUUGACCCAUCUCUUGGUCAACAGGUGAAGGAUGGCCUCGUUGUGGGUGGCCCAGGUGAUGCUUCCGUAGAUGCCAUUUACAAAGCAGUUGUCGAUGCAGCCAGCAAAGGAAUGCAGGUUGUCAUCACCACUGCAGUCAACAGUACAACUCAGAUCAGCCCCAUUCCAGCUCUGAGUGCCAUGAGUGCCUUCACUGCCUCAAUUGGUGACCCAUUAAAUCUCUCCAGUGCUGUCAGUGCGGUCAUUCAUGGACGGAACAUGGGAGGUGUUGAUCAUGAUGGUAGGCUGAGGAAUUCAAGAGGGGCUCGGCUGCCCAAGAAUCUAGACCAUGGGAAAAAUGUGAACGAAGGAGAUGGGUUUGAAUAUUUCAAGUCAGCAAGUUGCCACACAUCCAAAAAACAGUGGGACGGGGAGCAAAGCCCCAGAGGGGAGCGAAACAGGUGGAAGUACGAGGAAUUUUUAGAUCAUCCAGGCCAUAUCCACAGUAGUCCUUGUCAUGAACGGUCCAACAAUGUCUCUACACUGCCAUUUCUGCCUGGGGAACAGCACCCAAUACUGUUACCACAAAGAAACUGUCCAGGGGAUAAAAUUCUAGAGGAAAAUUUCAGGUAUAAUAACUACAAAAGAACUAUGAUGAGUUUUAAGGAGAGACUAGAGAACACUGUGGAAAGAUGUGCACACAUUAAUGGGAAUAGACCUCGACAGAGUCGGGGAUUUGGAGAGCUGCUAAGCACUGCAAAGCAAGACCUGGUCCUAGAGGAGCAGUCUCCAAGUUCCUCAAAUAGUUUGGAAAAUUCUCUGGUCAAAGACUACAUCCAUUACAAUGGAGACUUUAAUGCCAAAAGCAUUAAUGGGUGUGUGCCUAGCCCUUCAGAUGCUAAAAGCAUUAGUAGUGAAGAUGACCUAAGGAAUCCAGACUCCCCCUCUUCAAAUGAAUUGAUACAUUAUAGACCAAGGACGUUCAAUGUUGGCGACUUGGUCUGGGGCCAAAUCAAAGGACUGACUUCCUGGCCUGGAAAAUUAGUAAGAGAAGACGACGUUCACAAUUCAUGUCAACAAAGCCCCGAGGAAGGGAAGGUCUGGGUAAUGUGGUUUGGUCUUCAUACCUUCACUCAGGUGGAGCCCGAGAAGUUGAAGACACUAACAGAAGGUUUGGAAGCCUACAGCCGUGUCCGGAAAAGGAACAGAAAAAGUGGAAAGCUAAAUAACCAUUUAGAAGCUGCUAUUCAUGAGGCCAUGAGUGAACUGGACAAAAUGUCUGGGACUGUACACCAAAUCCCACAGGGUGACAGACAAAUGAGACCCCCCAAACCCAAGAGGAGGAAGAUCUCCAGAUAACAGAGACUACUCCACUAAUGUGCAGUGUUUAUUAAAGGAACAUGCACAGAUGUAUCUGUAUAUAGGUAUUGAUAUAGCCACAGUUAUAUCAAUAUUUAGACUAUGGCAGAUAGCUACCACCACCACAGGGUGCUAAAAGAAACAGUGAUACAAAAUUUUUUUGAUCAGGAAGGAUAAUGAAUGCUGGAAAAGCCAAUCAAAAUCUCUGUGUGAUGAGAGUGAUAAAUGGUCAAGAGAUUACUGAGAAACUCUUUUUCUAUAAUACUAAAUUGUGAUUAUAAGAAAUAGUCCAAAUGUUUCUGAAGAAUUUUCAAUGUUGUAUAUAGAAAAUACAGAAUUUCAUGGUGAUAUCAGAAAUGUAAAUAUUGUACAAUAUUGUCAUGUACAAGCGUACCUAAUGCACACUUUAUCUUUUAUUGUACAAAGAAAUAGUGUACAAAAUUCUUUGGUUUCUAUGGAGUACACCUACCAGAGACUACCAGUGUAAAGUGAUAAAUAAAAAUACAACCUAAAUGCUUUUCUAUGAUAAUGUAAAA
This is a messenger RNA of Pongo pygmaeus (Bornean orangutan), 10887 nucleotides long. RefSeq names its product methyl-CpG binding domain protein 5 (gene MBD5). The record is from RefSeq and is a predicted model, not a curated record. Gene Ontology annotation, molecular function: DNA binding; chromatin binding. Lineage: Eukaryota; Metazoa; Chordata; Mammalia; Primates; Hominidae. The transcript is spliced from 14 exons. Gene Ontology annotation, cellular component: chromocenter; nucleus. Bases 5114 to 10351 code for a protein of 1745 amino acids.